AUCAGUCGGUCUUGUGUGCCGGUCGUGGGUGUAUCUGCGCUCCGACUCGUCGUACGUUUGUAAACAUAACCUCGUCGAAUGUUCGUAUCGCCGAUGUUGGCACGUUUGAAAAGGGGAUUUACGGGAAAAUAGCCAAAAAUGAACAAAAUAUUUACCAGACGAAAGAUUCCCUUCUUUAUUAUCAUUGUUUUAAUUGUAAUUACAACAACCACAUGUGAUAUUAGACUGUCCACACAAGAUUUGGAACUUAAGUUAAACGAAGCAGCCGACAUACAAUUAAUAGUAAAGAACGUGACAAGCAAUGCAACCUUAAGUUUUGAAAUACAACACACUGAUAUAGUAAAAGUCACACCUUUAAGCACCAAGCUACAAAAUGCAACCAUCCACGUGGAAGCAAUUGGUGCCGGACAUUCUGUGGUGUCCGCAAAUAUUUCUGAUGCAAGCUUUAAUGUGGACGACGUGUAUUUACGAGUCACUGUGCAUAAAGUCGACGCAUUGGAUACAAUUUCGUUGGUCAUUGGAUGGAUCUACUUUGCAGCUUGGUCUGUUUCGUUCUACCCUCAGAUUUACGAAAAUUGGAAAAGGAAGAGUGUCGUUGGCCUAAAUUUCGAUUUCCUUGCCUUAAACAUUAUUGGCUUCACUUUGUAUGGCAUAUUCAACAUUGGACUGUAUUGGAUUCCCGAGAUUGAGAAAGAGUACUUCAACCGACAUCCGAAAGGCUUGAAUCCGGUGCAGGUGAACGACAUAGUUUUUGCCGUGCACGCGGCCAUCGCCACCAUCUUCACCAUAAUCCAGUGUUUCGUCUACGAGAGGAACGAGCAGAGGGUCUCCAUUACGGCGAGAUGCAUUAUCGGUUUCUUUGCGGCUUUCUUGGGCGUCAGCCUUAUAUUGGCUGGCACUGAUGUGAUCCAUUGGUUGGACUUUUUGUAUUAUUGUUCCUAUGUUAAGCUCACAAUCACCUUGAUUAAAUACAUUCCUCAGGCUUAUAUGAAUUACAAAAGGAAAAGCACAGUUGGAUGGAGUAUAGGUAACAUCUUCCUUGAUUUUACUGGAGGUUCUCUCAGUAUGUUACAGAUGAUUUUAAACUCCUACAACUAUGAUGACUGGGUCUCAAUUUUCGGUGACCCAACCAAAUUUGGACUUGGCUUAUUUUCGGUGGCCUUUGAUAUAUUCUUCAUUCUGCAGCAUUACGUGUUUUAUAGGCAUUCCAAUUAUGAGCCCAAUUAAAAAUGUUUUUGACUUGUAAUAUUUAUUGUUAUAAAUUAUUUUAUAUAUUGUUAUAUUUAAAUAUACAUAUUAUAUUAAAAUGACAA
Molecule: messenger RNA, 1313 nt
Organism: Aethina tumida (small hive beetle)
Lineage: Eukaryota; Metazoa; Arthropoda; Insecta; Coleoptera; Nitidulidae
Product: cystinosin homolog
Exons: 9
Coding region: 139-1227 (362 amino acids)
Biological process (GO): L-cystine transport
Cellular component (GO): lysosomal membrane
Molecular function (GO): L-cystine transmembrane transporter activity
Source: RefSeq, a predicted model, not a curated record